Molecule: messenger RNA, 885 nt
Organism: Rotaria socialis
Lineage: Eukaryota; Metazoa; Rotifera; Eurotatoria; Philodinida; Philodinidae
Source: the annotation of a GenBank genome assembly
AUGAAUGAUAAUAACCGCAAGGAAGUAAUUGAUUCGUGGCAUAAGCGUGCUGAUGCGUAUGAGAUAUUGGUUAAUAAUUAUCAAAUAUUUACAGAUAUGGCAAUGGGUCUCGUCAAAUUUGUAGAAAAACAUCAAACAAAUAAAGUUCAAGAUUUUCGUAUCAUUGAUUUAGCUGCUGGAACCGGUUUAGUUUCGAAAUUAUUGAUUCAAACUCUUCACAUAUCACCAUCAUCGUUAUAUCUUGUUGAACCAGCAGAGCAAAUGUGUAUACUUGCACGAGGUACCAUAAAGACUCCUCAUGUAUAUCAAAUGUCUGCUGAAGAUUGUCUAUCAACGUCUGAUUUACCUCGAGACUCUUUCGAUUUUAUUCUUUGCAAUGCUUCAAUGCAUUUAAUGUCUGAAAAUGAUAUUUACCCGAUCGUAUCAAAGUUACUCAAACCUAAAACGGGUUAUUUUCUUUAUACAUUAUGGUAUCAUGCGUUCGAUGAAACCGAAAAUUUCGAUAAUAAUCAAAGAUUAGAAGCAUAUAUUAAUGAUGCAUUAACUUAUUUCAAAUAUCCAAAUUAUUUUUCGACAACAAAUAGAAAAAUCGAAACAAAAAAGCAAUCAGUCCGAUCGAGAAAAUUUUUAGAAGAAACAGCGUAUAAACAUGGAAUUAAACUUGAAUCGUGUGCAAUUCAUAUUCAUCAAGUACCAAUGAGUUUCGAUCUGGACUUUAUGCUAAUGGAACCAUCGUGGUUAAUGGAUCAUUUGAAAAACUUUGAAUGGACACAAAAUCGAGAUGCUCAUUCGAUAAAAGGACAGAUUGUUGAGAAACUAAGAGAAUUAAUUAAAGAUGAAUACACGGAAAAACCAGUGGUGCAAAUUGUUGUAUCAAGAAUUUAA